AUGGAUAAGAGUGAUAAUAAAUCUCGUAGGAAAAUAUUUGCACUUGUUUGGAUUCUUAUCGAAUGUAAUCUUGUUGCUGGAAAUAUUUUUGGAUUUGCAUCAUUAUUCAGUGUAUUACCGAAAUAUGGAAUUUAUCAAUCGAAAUGUAUAGAGUUAUCUGAUGAAGUUAUAUCAAGUACAACAACUACAAAAAGAAUGGAUUGUGCUGGUCAAAUUUCUGAAUAUCAAUUUGCUUUUGCUUUGGGUAUUGGUUUUUAUAAUUUACCAGCUGUAGUUAUUGGAAUGAUUAAUGAUUUUUUUGGUCCUAGAUCUUUAAAAUUAAUAGCAAUUGUUUUUCAUUUAAUCAGUUGGUUAUCACUUGGUUUUACUGCACCUGGUCGUGAUUGGCUUCUAUUAUUCCAUACAGUAUUUUUAUCAUUAGCAGGAAUUUGUACUUUACUUUCAUCAUUUACAAUAUCAGCUCAUUUUACUAAAAAUCGAGGUCUUGUUACAGCAUUGAUAUCAGGUGCUCAAUUAUCUGGUUCAAUUUGGUAUGCAAUAUUUGAAAUUUUAAUUGCUCGAAACUAUUUGUCACUUUCAACAUUGGCUUUUAUAUGGUCGUCAUUUUCAUUAUUAAUGCUUGGAAGUGCUUUUCUUUUUCUUGAUUGGCGUUUUGCAUGUAUUGAUACAAAUUUAAAAACAAAAGCAACGAAAGAAGAAAUUAAAACAAUCAAUUCACAAGAUACAUUAGCUCGACAUUUAACAAAUCCAUUAUUUGUUGUUGUGACACUUUUUCUAAGUUGUCUUCUCCUUACAAUAUCAUUUCUACCAGUUAUUUGGUUUCAAUGGAUAAUGAAUUUAACUGGAAAUAAUUUAGAAUUAACAAAUCGUUAUACAUUUUUCUACAGUAUAAGUUCAGUUUUUGGUAUUAUUAUUGCACCAUUAUGUGGUCUUAUUGUUGAUUUUAAAGCAUCUCGUGGUUAUACACAAAAAAUGUUGAAUAUAUCAAUUUUACAAACUUUAACAUGGAUUGGUUCUGUAGCUCUUUGUAUUGUUUGUAUGCAAAACUCCAUUGUUGCCGCUGUGACAGCUCUUUGUAUUUUAAUAUUUUCCCGUACAUUACUUGUAGCCGGAAGUCAAGCAUUAAUUUGUACUGUUUUUCCACCACAAUUUAUUGGAUCUCUCCUUGGAGUUAUGUGGACAACAGCAGGUAUUAUCAGUUUUUCUACAUAUGGUUUAGUACGUUUACAAGCAAAUCCAAAGUAUUCAUGGCUUGGUUGGCUUAUAGUUUUAAUUCUUUGUAUUAUAAUGGGUGGACAUUUAAUACAAGUUUGGUUUUUAUAUUAUAAAUCAAAAACAACGAAGAAAAAUCAACAAUUGGAAACUUCUAGUGGAGUAUCAUGGUCAGUUGCAGUACCAUUAGAAGAUGGUACACAACAAGUGAUUCAUAUACCUUUUCAUAAUGCAAUACCAAGAAGACAACCACCACCAACAUGCCGUAAUUGUUUUAGUUUUCGAACAUUUGAUGGCGGACGUCGAAUGAUUGUUGAACCAUGUGGAGGACAUAAUUGUAUUUCAAUGGUAAAUAAUACUAAUUCAGAAGAAGAGAAUGAACCAACAGAAGAUUAUGAUUUAAAUAAAUGUGGUAUUAUGAAUGAGCGUUAUAGAUUAAUAAAUAAAGCUUUAACAUUAAAAAUAAGUACAGGUGUUAAAGAUACAUUAAAUACCGCUGAAUAUCCAUGGCUUGUUCGAAUAGAAAGUCGUUCAGAUUUUAAGUCACGUAUAAUAACACUUUGUGGUGGUACACUUAUUCAUCCUCAAUGGAUUCUAACAGCUGCUCAUUGCAUGUUUGAUAGUAAAAAACAUCGUCUUUAUCCAGCUAGUGAAGUUAAUCUUUACAUGGGACAUUAUGAUCGAUCAAGUACAAGUCAAACAGAAUAUCAUACACAACCAAUUCUAUAUAUGGUUCAUCCAAAAUUUCGUAUUAGUCAAAGUGCACCAGCACCGAUUCAUGAUUUAGCAUUGAUUAAAUUAGCUAGACCAGCUCCAAUAUCACCAUUUAUUGAUAUUGCAUGUUUACCACAAAAUGAAGAUACAUUAUCUGAUGGUACAUUAGCAUAUACAGCUGGUUGGGGACAUUCAUCACCUGAUUCAACAGCUGUCAAUGAACCAAGAAAAGCAAGGAUACGUAUAUCACCAAAAUCAUGUCAAAAAUUAAGAAUUAAUAAAGAUUUACAUAUAUGUGGAAGAAAUGCACGUGGACGUAAUAUUUGUAGUGGAGAUUCCGGUACUGGUUUAUUAGUACGUGCUGGUAUUAAAUCCAAUUCAAGUCAUACCGAUUGGAAAUGGCAUAUAUUUGGUAUAGCAAGUUUUGGUCUUGAAGAAUGUUCACGAAAUGUAAAUCAUGAUAAUGCAUUUGCAUCAGUUGCUGCUGAUAUUGAUUGGAUACGAGAAGUGAUGAAAAAAUAUUAA
Molecule: messenger RNA, 2451 nt
Organism: Adineta steineri
Lineage: Eukaryota; Metazoa; Rotifera; Eurotatoria; Adinetida; Adinetidae
Source: the annotation of a GenBank genome assembly